This is a messenger RNA of Lactuca saligna, 1275 nucleotides long. The record is from the annotation of a GenBank genome assembly. Lineage: Eukaryota; Viridiplantae; Streptophyta; Magnoliopsida; Asterales; Asteraceae.
AUGCACCUCGCCGCACUAUAUAACCCUCUUCGUCUCCUUCCUCCCUUUCAGCAGUUGAAGAAUGCCGCAAUUGGAGGAAGAAUUGUUUCCUUCAACGCCCGGGAGGAUCAAGAGCGAUCCUUCCAAAGCUUCAUCACUUCCGGCAGCCGAUACCUCCACCACACAAGUCACACCAGCAUCGGUGAUCUCCACUGGGAGAAGCAAAUCCGUUCCUCCGCCCAGAUCCGUCGUCAAAACGGUCUCACCGUACUCGUCACCGGCGCAGCCGGCUUCGUCGGCACACACGUCUCACUAGCUUUAAAGAAACGCGGCGAUGGCGUCGUCGGAAUUGAUAACUUCAACGACUACUACGACCCGUCGUUGAAAAAAUCCCGCCGGUCGAUGCUCGAAUCCUACCAUAUCUUCAUCGUUAAAGGAGAUAUCAACGACCAGAAGCUCUUAGCAAAGCUCUUUGAAAUCGUCCCGUUCACACACGUCAUGCACUUGGCGGCGCAGGCCGGCGUAAGGUACGCCAUGGAAAACCCGAAUUCGUAUGUCCAUAGUAACAUAGCAGGUCUGGUAACACUUCUUGAACAAUGCAAAUCGGCCGAUCGGCAACCGGCAAUCGUAUGGGCAAGCUCCAGCUCCGUUUACGGGUUAAACGAGAAGGUACCAUUUUCAGAAUCCGAUCAAACCGAUCAACCGGCGUCGCUUUACGCCGCCACCAAGAAAGCCGGAGAAGAAAUCACACACACUUACAAUCAUAUCUACGGAUUAUCCAUAACCGGGUUGAGAUUCUUCACAGUUUAUGGGCCAUGGGGGAGACCCGACAUGGCUUAUUUCUCUUUCACGAAGAACAUCUUACAGGGGAAACCGAUAACUGUGUAUCGGGGAAAAGAUCGGGUCGAUUUGGCCCGGGAUUUUACUUAUAUUGAUGAUAUCGUGAAAGGGUGUGUGGCGUCGUUGGAUACGGCGGGGAAGAGUACAGGUUCCGGUGGGAAGAAACGGGGACCGGCGCCGUACCGGAUUUAUAAUCUGGGGAAUACUUCGCCGGUGACGGUGCCGACGUUGGUGAGUAUACUGGAGAAGAAUUUGAAGAAGAAGGCGAAGAAGAAUAUGGUGGAGAUGCCUGGAAACGGCGACGUUCCGUUUACACAUGCGAAUAUUAGUUUGGCCCAACGGGAACUCGGGUAUAAACCGUCUACUGAUUUGUCAACCGGGUUGAGGAAGUUUGUUAAAUGGUAUCUCACAUAUUACGGCUAUAAUCAAGGCAAGGGUAAUUCUGUAAAUUUGUAG